This is a messenger RNA of Salvia splendens (bonfire salvia), 627 nucleotides long. RefSeq lists its product as uncharacterized. The transcript is spliced from 2 exons. Lineage: Eukaryota; Viridiplantae; Streptophyta; Magnoliopsida; Lamiales; Lamiaceae. The coding region runs from base 121 to 627 and encodes 168 amino acids. The record is from RefSeq and is a predicted model, not a curated record.
CAAAUCACUAAUGACCUAUUGGCAUCUUUUAUGGAGAACACCAAACAGAUCAGCAGAUUGGAGGCCACAGUUGCUACCAUGAGCUCCAUUGUCAUGUCCAUGAACACCUAACUUUCCAACAUGGAAAGCAUGCAGUUUCAACAAAAGGGAGAACCCACAACCUUAAGUGUUGAACAAAAUAAAGAAGAGUGCAUGAAAGCUACCCUAAUCUUGGCUCCUCUUCAACCACAAAUUCCAUUAUUUUCACAGAAAAAGUCAAAGUUGAAUAAGUGGUUUAAAAAAUCAUUUGAUGUGUUUUGCAGGUCACAGAGUAAUUCCCAGUUUUUAGCAACUCUGCAAUAUGUUCCCAGUUAUGCCAACAUGCUGAAGGAGAAGGCAGACAAGAGUGUUCCACUUAUCCUUGGGAAACCCUGGUUAGACAUGUGCAAAGAAGUAAUUGAUAGAGUGCAAGAAGAGAUUCCAAUAAGUGAGAAAGAGGAAAAGUACAUUUGCCGCAUUCAAAAGGUUAUGAUAGAACAUGAAAAGAUGCAAGAAGAAGAAAGGAUCUGGAAAGAGGAUCAGAGACUGCGGCAGCCAAGGAUUAAAUUCAGAGAUUCUCAGACACAAAAAGAGAGGAAAACUGCCUAA